Poeciliopsis prolifica (blackstripe livebearer) is the source of this 1789-nucleotide messenger RNA. RefSeq names its product tripartite motif-containing protein 16-like. Lineage: Eukaryota; Metazoa; Chordata; Actinopteri; Cyprinodontiformes; Poeciliidae. The record is from RefSeq and is a predicted model, not a curated record. Bases 107 to 1771 code for a protein of 554 amino acids. Gene Ontology annotation, molecular function: protein binding; zinc ion binding. The transcript has a single exon.
UUAAGCUUAUCUAAAAGUUUACCAUAGCAACACGUGAUAAAGGUCAGAGUCCGCUUUUAUGUUUGAGGCAAUAAAAUUCAGCAAGUCAUUCUCACUGUGAGGAGCGAUGGCGCAUGCAGGAGUUCAGCUGGAUCUGGAAAGGUUCUCCUGUUCCAUCUGUUUGAAUCUACUGAAGGAUCCGGUCACUACAUCCUGUGGACACAGCUACUGCAUGAGCUGUAUUAAAGACCACUGGGACGAAGAGAACCAGAAAGGAACCCACAGCUGUCCUCAGUGCAGGAAAACUUUCAAUCGCAGACCUGACCUCCAGAAAAACACCCUCUUAGCAGAGUUAGUGGAGGAACUGAAGAAGACUGGACUCCGACAUGCUCCGGCUGACCACUGCUAUGCUGGACCUGAAGAUGUGGCUUGUGAUUUCUGCACUGGGAGGAAGAUGAAAGCUGUCAAGUCCUGCUUAUCCUGUUUGACCUCCUACUGCCUGAAAGACAUCCAACCUCACUAUGAUGCUCCGCCUUUGAAGAAGCAUAAACUGAUCCCCCCAACGAAGAGGCUCCAGGAGAACCUCUGCAGUCGUCAUGAUGAGGUGAUGAAGAUCUUCUGUCGUACCGAUCAGCAGUCCAUCUGUUACCUCUGCACUAUGGAUGAACAUAAAGGCCAUGAAACAGUGUCAGCUGCAGCAGAAAGGACUGAGAAGCAGAAGGAGCUCCAGGUGAGGCGACAACAAAUCCAGCAGAGAAUCCAGAACAGAGAGAAAGAUGUGAAGCUGCUUCAACAGGAAGUGGAGGUCAUCAGUGUCUCUGCUGAUAACACAGUGGAGAACAGCGAGAAGAUCUUCACUGAGCUGAUGCUUCUCCUCCAGAAAAGAAGCUGUGAGGUGAAGCAGCAGAUCAGAUCCCAGCAGGAAACUGAAGUGAGGCGAGUUAAAGAUGUUCAGGAGAAGCUGCAGCAGGAGAUCACUGAGCUGAAGAGGAAAGACGCUGAGCUGGAGCAGCUCUCACACACAGAGGAUCACACCCAGUUUCUCCUCCACUACCCCUCACUGCCAGCACUCAGUGGCUCUACACACUCAUCCAUCAUCGACAAUCGUCCUCCCAGACACUUUGAGGACGUGACAGCAGCCGUGUCAGAGCUCAGAGACAAACUACGGGACGUCCUCAGGGACAUGCGGACGAAUGUCCCACUGACAGUCCCCCUUGUGGAUGCUCUCCUGUCAGAACCAGAACCUAAGACCAGAACUGACUUCUUGAAAUAUUCAAAAAGAAUCACCAUGGACCCAAACACAGCAAACAACUUUCUGUUGUUAUCCGAGGGAAACAAGAAAGUGACUCUUGUGGAAGAAGAUCAAUUUUAUUUUGAUCAUCCAGACAGAUUUACUCACUGCACUCAGAUCCUCAGCAGAGAGAGUCUGACUGGCCGCUGUUACUGGGAGGUGGAGUGGAGCGGGACGGAAACCGAUUUAGCAGUUUCAUACAAGAAUAUCAGCAGGUUGGAAGGUGACAGCGAUUUUCGAAACACUGACAAAUCUUGGACAUUAUACUGUCACAGACAAAUUUACAUAUUUUUUCACAACAGAGUAGAAACUCGACUGUCAGUUCCGGUUUCGUCCAGAGUAGGAGUGUACCUGGAUCACAGAGCCGGUGUUCUGUCUUUCUACCGUGUCUCUAAAACCAUGACUCUCCUCCACAGAGUCCAGACCUGCUUCACUCAGCCGCUGCAUGCUGGAGUUGGGUUUUAUAGAUAUGGAGACUCAGUUGAGUUUAUUGAACUGUAACAGACAAACGUGAUCAGA